Myxocyprinus asiaticus (Chinese sucker) is the source of this 342-nucleotide messenger RNA. RefSeq names its product histone H2A-like. Lineage: Eukaryota; Metazoa; Chordata; Actinopteri; Cypriniformes; Catostomidae. The coding region runs from base 1 to 342 and encodes 113 amino acids. Gene Ontology annotation, molecular function: DNA binding; protein heterodimerization activity; structural constituent of chromatin. Gene Ontology annotation, cellular component: nucleosome. The transcript is spliced from 2 exons. The record is from RefSeq and is a predicted model, not a curated record.
AUGAGCGCCAGAGGUAAAACCGGCAGUAAAACAAGAGCGAAGGCUAAAACUCGUUCAUCCAGGGCAGGACUGCAGUUCCCCAUCGGUCGUGUGCAUAGGCUGCUCCACAAAGGAAACUAUGCAGAACUUAAUCUCACCGCUGAGAUUCUGGAGUUGGCCGGAAACGCCGCUCAGGACAACAAGAAGACUCGUAUCAUUCCCCGUUACCUGCAGCUGGCAGUGCAGAAUGACGAGGAGUUGAACAAACUCUUUGGUGGAGUGACCAUCGCUCAGGGUGGUGUGCUGCCCAACAUCCAGGCUGUGCUGCUGCCCAAGGAGACCGAGAAGACCAUCAAGAAGUAA